CGGUAGAAUAGCUGAGCUGUCACUGUCACUCAACUGACAAGGAAUAAAAACAAACAAUAAUUUAAUUCCUUCAUAAAAAUCAUUAAUAUUCUAACUAAACUGUAGUUAAUUUUGUGUAUUCAUAGUUAUUUUGACAUACGCGUAUUAAAUCUUAUUAAAAUUAAAUAUUGAUAUCUAUCAGUAACCCUUAUUCGUAGUUACUUUUUACAAUUAAAUGAGCAAUAAAUUGGUGUUAUUAACAAACUAAGUACUACACGAUUCAAUAUGAUCGACGUAAAAACCAAAAUCACAUCCUUUUUUAUCUUUAACUCUUCUUUUGGACCUAAAGAAGGAGAAGAGCUGAAAAGGGUGCUCUUUUUCCAUCCAAAUCAUAUUAGCCCUGAUGCUAGAAAAAAUCAAGUGGGAUUAUGUGAAGCUGUAGUAAAAUUCAUGAGUACAUUCUCAUCAGAACCAUGUGAAGCUCUUCAAACGCAAACAAAAAGAUACAUAUUUUAUCAGCCUGAGAAGGGCUAUUGGAUGGUUUUAGUUGUCACAAUACCUUAUGCAACAAAAGCAACAUCAGCUAUUGGAGAAACUCGAGGAGAAGUAUUGAAUCCUUCUAUCAUGAGUGAUCUACUUGUGUCUGCAUAUAAAAUGUUUAAAUUAUUCAUGGGUUCAUUCAAAGAUAUUCCAAUGGAAAAUAUUUAUUCAACAUGUGAAGAAUUUUUCAAUCCGUAUAUAAUGUCCAAGAAUCUCACAAAUGAUAUAUCAGACUUGAUUCAAGGAGUAAGUUAUCUACCUUUAGAUAAAAACUGUUUCUUCAAAGUGAUAUGCUUAAUAGAUUUGUUGGAAGUCACUUACCCUGAUUUUAAAUGCAUAUCUUUUGUAUAUAAUGAUCAAUUGAUUUGGAAUGGACUUGCAACUAAUGAUAUGCUUACUCUAUACCAAUACUUGGUUCAAACUUUACUACCUAAGCAAGUAGAAAAAGAGAUUCAAGGAGGGGCUGUCGCUGCAGCCCAAAGACAUGGUAGAUUUAUCAGUCCACCCGACGGCAUAAGAACCAGUGAUGAUCUAAAGAAGUUGGUUAAAGUAUAUUUACGUUGUGAAGAUGAUACAGAAUCAAAACAGUACUAUCUAAUCAUAUACAGGACAUUAAGUGCUACAAUGUGCUUUACUAUUGAUGUUAACACUACUCUAGAAAUAGAAACGUUUAGAUCUCUAGACGCAUUCAUUGGACCACAUCUCUCGACAAUAGCAUCCACAAUCAGCGAACAAUGCGCCCUACAUGCCCUGCAAACUGCACAGAUGCUGGGCACAGAUCAGAAAUUCGUUUACUUCAAUAGGCUCAACUUAGCCUAUAAAAGUUCGGCAUCUUUGAGUAAGCUAGUCCCAUCAACAGCCAUCAAACCAGAAGUCUUGAGUAUCAUAGCAGACAUUCAUACGGAUCGCAAAAGCUUAGGAAAUUAUGGCGAAGUUAUAAUCAAAACACCUGACGAAUACUGGAUUACUGGGAAAACAUCAAACGAGAGAGAGUUCUACGUUAUAAUACAAGAAAAAAAUGCUAACUUAAAAGAGAUUGCUGAUGAGGUGAAAAGGAUAUGCGAAGCACAAAUGAAAGGUAUAUUUUUCUACCCGAUGUAAUGAAAUAAACAUUCAAUUCAAUACUAUAUUCUAUAAAAUGCUCCUAUUUUUUCAAAUCAUGUGGACAAUGUGGCAGAAUGAAGAAACUUAUUUUUUAAUCAUAGCAUACCUACUGUUUUGUAAAAAAGUGAAUUGAUUUAUUUAUUAUUGAUAAUAAAUAUUUAUUAGCUUGUUAAUGUUAAAGAAUAUAAGUCUUUCCUGAUUUGGGCAUUUUUUUUUAUGUAAAUACUAGGUACUUACCUAUACCUACCCUUAGCACCAACCAUUAUCGAAUUUGAACAGUUUGCGAGUGCGAAAUGUCAAUGUCAAAUUUUGUAUCGAAACUCUCUUGGAACUUGAACAGCAGCGCCACAACGGAACGAGAACUAAAAAUCAGUAUACAAUUCACAAUAACUAUUCGAAUUCGAUAUAGGUUCGUGCUAACUUUAUUUUCUCUAUUAACAAACAUAUUGUUUUUGUAUGUUGCAAUCUCUGCACAAUGACUAUUACUGCGCCAUAAAGCGCCUACUGACGUGCCUGCCGCAGGAACAAUCUAGGGUGCACGGCGGUCGGCCCAAUAUCAGCUUGUCUGUACACACAUGCCUGCUAUUCAGUGUUCGGGCGUAUGUUGAGCUAAACACACGCGUUGAUGAUGGUCCCAGUGUUAUCAAAAAAUAGGUUACCGUAAAUGGAAAUACUGGGUGAAGAAUUGGCAACAGAAAGAAAUGUGUUGUAAAUAAGUAAUGUUUAUGAUUAGAAAAAUAUCCACGCGAACCUGGCAGCAGACGCUUUUAACGAAAAAAGCGUUAGUUAUCCGACCAAAUUUUAAAAAAGUGCAUUUAUUUACGUCGCAUUAUAAUAAUUCGCAUGCUGUAUUAACCGGCUCCCGAAAGAUGGCACGCCGACGCGGCGCUGUAGUCGCGCGUUCUAUGGCUGUGAUGCUGUGAAAUAUUUAGUUCCAAGGAAUUCCGCGUACCCAUUUUUCGAUACUUAGUGGACUAGAAGGGUCGAAGUAUGUAGUUUCCUGGCAAAAACACAGAUGGCGGGAUUUGCACUUUUUAAGUAAAAAAUAUAUUUGCACUUUUUUAAGUGAAAAGCUUACUCACACUUUUUAAGUGAAAAGCUUAUAACGCUUAUACUUAAAAGCGUGCUUACAAGCUUAAUAUUUCGUUUAAACGCCCACCGCUAGUGACAGCUACUAUAACCGACUGAUUGAGAAAUUGGCCCAAUCGUGCUACACACGCGGCAACGUGCAGGGCGGUUGGGACAAUCUAGUGAGCAAGGGUGGUAACGCGCUCCUGCCGCCCUGCAUUUAGAAAAUUGCCCCAAUUUGCCUACACACAUCACAAUUCAGGAGGCAAUUUAGGGUCAUCCCCACUCUUACACCCUACAUUGUCCCUGCGGCAGGCAUGUCAGUAGGCGCUUUUACAGAGUAGGUACCUGACUAAGUAGCGCCGGUACUGGUAAGAUUCAGGUGAUGGCGCAGCAUCAAGAACUCGGCUACUUAGAGUAGAUUUAGCGUGUUUGGGCUCAUAAGCAUAGUCUCAAUAAAUAAAUGACAAUUGAAUCGUUGUUUCUAAUGUGUCCAGUGGAGGAUUAACCUAGAAGCAAGAGUAGCAAACGGUACUCUUAUAAAAACCUCUUUUUAACUCCCGACGCAAAAAAAGUGGUAUUAUAAGUUUGACGUGUCUGUGUGUCUGUCUGAAGCAUCGUAACUCCUGAAUACACGGACCGAUUAAGAUAUUUUUUUCAUCUGAUCGCUCGUUUUUAAUUAGUUUUUAAUCUAACAAGAGAUGAUGUCUUGCUUAAAACCUGAAAAGUUAGUACAGUACCAUAACCGUCAACGACGUCUGCCGGUUCGGGUCGCCACAUUGCCAUUCCCAUCAUGCAUCGCACGAGAGUAAAUGUAUUCUAUGAUCUCAAGCGGACGCCUCUUAAUAAGUACAAAAUAUCUAAACACUGCAGGAACUUAGUAGACCUUGUAUGAUAUGACCUUGAUUCAUGGACAAAACUAAUUACGUCGAUGUUGCACACGCGCAAUUUCUAGGUACCUAUGUAGUGGUAGAUAUAGAUAUGUGAUUAUUAUACUUCUUCACUUAGCGGUCCCCUGACGUGACAACGCUCAUCUUAAAAAUAUUAAUAGGUUUUUUUAAUGAUUGGAGUUAAAAUCCAGAUAUCAGCUUUGCCUUACCUCCAUGGAACACUCCGUGCUCCAUGCUCACCUCUUACUGAUGGCUAUUAAUAAUAUCUAAUCACAUUACAUUUGUUAUAAAAUAAAACAUUGUUCAAAUAUAAUAACCAAUUAUUUUAUUAACACAUCUUAUAUGCAUAAAACAUUUUUAUAAUUAAUUACGUACAUCUUAAAGGAGUUUUAUGAUAACCGAAUGCUAGUCCUUUGAAACUUUUAUGUCAUCCUUACUGAAUAUCUUUUUAUAUACCUUAUGAACAAGUUGUUUGUUUUCAUACCCCCAUGCAAGGAGUGUAAAAAAGAAACAUAUUGCACCAACAAAUAUGUGUGUGGUAACAGAAUUACUUAAUAACUUGUUUUCAGAAACUUUACAGAUACAUCCAACAACAAACAAGGUCAACAAAAAUAUUUUUCCUACAUGCAGUCCCUCCAAUGGCUUAUAGCCAGUGUCUUUAUAUUUAUUAUUUAUGAAAUGGAUACUGUGCAUUAUUCUUGCAAACAUAUUAAUACAAUUAGAUAUUAUAAAACCAACUGGUCCAAAUAUAUAUGUCAAAACAUAGGAUAAAAACAAAAAACUUAUUGAAAAGAAUACCAUCAAAUAAUUGUAACUGUUUAGUUGUGCACUAGUCAUGGUGGCAAAUGUGUAGCAUUCAGUAACACCAUUGAUAGCUAGCAAUACAAUGGCUAAACAAUGGCUUCUAAGUAGUUGUACAGGUAGUCCACUUGCAACAAAAGCUUCACCACCAUACAACAACAAUAAAGUUUUUGAAUAACUUUGACCAAAAACUAACACAAUCAGACCUAUAGAACUCACUGUCUUACAAACUUGAGAUAAGACUGUACAUGACUCCUGAACUUUAUACUGAUCCUGUUUAUGUAAAGGCAAAUCUCUACUUACCAUUUGAGUAAAAUAAAAAUAACUACUAUCUUCAAUGGGUCUAAAAACAAAUCUAGCAGCUAGACUUCCUAAGUUAUUUACCACAUCAUAUGUAGCCUGCUCAGAAAAAGUCAUAACUGGACUUGCAGACAUGACAUAUUUCUCUCCUUCUGUCAAUAACUGUUUAACAACACCUUGCUUUGCAAAACUUAUGGUCAGUGUACUCAAUUUUUUGUUAAAUGUUGAAUUUAUUGAUCCUAAGUAGUUAGGUAAAAAAUCUCUGAUAGAAGUAAAUUGGAAAUCAUCCAUAUUAUUAUAUAAUCUGUGCAAGACUGAAUCAGAUACAAGUUUACUUUUUAUUGCACCUUUUGCAUAAAGUGGUUUAUUUUUAAUGUACCAAUAGAAAAAUAUAUAAUAACUUACAACUAUAGUGCCAAUACUGGCAACCUGUGCUACUGAAAACGCUAUCAGUGCUAAAGACCUGUCAUAAAUUAUUAUAGACAAAAAUAGUACAGUUCUGAUAAAAAUAUGUAGUGUGUCUAGAGCAAUUUUCAGUUUCACAAAACAAAACAGUUGAGCUACAAGGACCAUGUUAGCAGAAGUAAGUUCAAGGAUACAGGACAAAGCCACACUCCAGCACCCAAAUGUAUAUUGGAAUGCGUGUUCUGGAUGACCAAGUGGCAAAAUAUUCAACCAGAUAUACACAAAUAAUAAUGACAAAACACAACUAAGAGGAACAGCAAGCCAUAUUUGGUUUAUAAUGUGACGCCAGCUUAAUUCAUCCUUCUGACCUAAGCAUGCCCUAUAAAAUGGUUCCCUACUUAGAAAUAAAAUAGUACUUUCUAACAAGAGUAAUCUUACAUUCAUUAUUCCUAGGACUUCAUGUCCAACAUUUCUAAUCACCCAGGCAUUUAUAAUAAAAGUAACACACCGAAACAAAAUUUGAAAUAUAAUAUUAAAUGAAGCAUUCUCCAAGCUACUCAUUAAUAAAUUUCGUCCCAUUUCUGAAAUUACUUACAACUAGUUUUGAUCACACAUUAACAGUAUUUCCCUCGGUGGGCAUUAAUGAGAUACUUCUUUUAACAACAUAUAUCUUUUUAUUUGAGAGACAUAUCACAAACCAAUGGUCAUCAUAUGUUAUAGAAAUUUUCUUGAAUGGUUCAUUUGAUGCAAAAGCAACAGGAUCAACUCUGUAAAAUGAAAAUGAACACUUUUAAAUCUACAUGGGACAAACAAAGACAUCAUCAUCAUCAUCAGCCUAUUAAUAUCCCCACUGCUGGGGCACAGGCCUUCCCUAUGGAUGGAAUAGGGAGAUUGGGCCAUGACCCGCCACGCGGGCCCAGGGAGGAUUGGUCGGUGCUAACGACUGCAGAUGCAACCGGGACCAACGGCUUAACGUGCCUUCCGAAGCACAGAGGAGCUCGAAAGAAAGACAUGCAAAAGAAAAAAAAAUAAUGUAAUCCGUACUUUUGAAUAAUUGGGAAAUAGGUUCAAUAAGAGAAAAAUAAAAACAUAAGAUAAAAUAGGUAUUUUCAAAGCAAUGUAGUAAUACAACGUGACCUUUUCUACAAAAAUGUUCGAGUAUCACCUCUUGGGCCCUGGAAGUACAAUUUUACCCAUCAAACGAGUACGUUUGCAUAAUGUUUUACAGAAAAGAUACUAAUGUACAAUCCUUAUCAUAUUACUCACUUGCUAGAUAGGGAUAUGAGAUCAGUUACAAUUGUCGCAACACGCUCGUCGUUUUCCAGCUCUCCACCUGAUUCAAGGACGGCUCCGUCCUCAGUUAACACCAGAAAUCCAAUUUGAUCUGGAAUUUUGUCCAUUAUAAGUGCAAAAUGUUCACCAACUAAGACUUUUUAUGGAAUAUAUUCCCAAACAAGUCAUUAAAAUGGAAAAUUUUGUACAGAAUUAAGCAGGUACACAAUGAACGAACAAACAGACAAUCAAGUCAAGUCAAGUCAACGCAGAUGACAAUG
Messenger RNA from Chilo suppressalis (striped riceborer), 6640 nucleotides. NCBI's taxonomy places the organism in Eukaryota, Metazoa, Arthropoda, Insecta, Lepidoptera, Crambidae. The record is from the annotation of a GenBank genome assembly.